This is a messenger RNA of Trichomonas vaginalis G3, 343 nucleotides long. Its product is annotated as protein of unknown function, DUF4106 family. The record is from RefSeq and is a predicted model, not a curated record. The transcript has a single exon. NCBI's taxonomy places the organism in Eukaryota, Parabasalia, Trichomonadida, Trichomonadidae. The annotation marks the transcript as partial.
AUGGCGGUGGCAGAUGUGAAGUUAAAUUCACCAACUCAAACAAACAGUCAAAGUGUUGUUGUCAAUGUCAAAGAAAGAGAUGUUGAAGUGGGGAAACCAUACGAAGACCAAGAUGGUAUAACAAUAGUUCCUGUAAAAGAACAACCAACAUAUCCUGAAGUUAGCAGAGACUUAAGUUCUGUUGCAGAUAUUCGAAACGACUACCAACAACUGAAAAACAAACUUCAAACUCAGGAGAAGAUUUGUCAAGCUUUAGGUAUAAUGUUAAACUUGGUUGAGCACAACCCUGUAAAAGUGAACUCAUAUGUCAUUGCACCUCAUGAAGUCUUGAAAGAACUAUUGA